UAGCUAUACAUGGUGUUUGAAGGGCAUCGCUCUGCGAUAACUGCAUGUAGCUACACUAGGUCUUUGGACAACUACAGAAGUCUGGCAGCGCACUUAAAACACAGGUGAGCAGUAACCUGUUAAUGGCUGACCUGGACGCUCCUUUGAAGAUACUCUAGCAUACUUGCCAACCAUGUAAAUUCAUUUUACUGGACACUUUGUUCAGAAAUGCAGGACAUGAAGAAAAAUUGCAGGACAGAAACACUACAUCAAUUAUUUAAUAUGCACACACUUAAAAUUAGGACUGUUUUGCAUCUUCUCUUGUUUGUAGACUUCUUUGUGUUGCUCCCUUUCCCCAGUUUCCCUAACAUCGCUGCUAAUAGCAAAAGGACAAAGGUCAAGUCUCUCCACAUCGUACGCAUGCGCAGCGAGCUAUAUAGAAACUCCCUGCGCGCGAAUGCAGUGACGCGGAGCCGUAUGGUACACCGUAACAAAAACUCUAAACAUUAUAUAUUACCUACAGGUAAUACCUUGGGGAUUAUUGUUACGGAUCGCGUGCCAUACGGACGCGGGACAAUAAGGCUCUGCUGCGGGACAGCGGGACGCCACUGUUUUUUGCGGGACAGUCCCGCGGAAUGUGGGACGGUUGGCAAGUAUGCUCUAGGU
This is a messenger RNA of Geodia barretti, 645 nucleotides long. NCBI's taxonomy places the organism in Eukaryota, Metazoa, Porifera, Demospongiae, Tetractinellida, Geodiidae. The record is from the annotation of a GenBank genome assembly.